Macroventuria anomochaeta is the source of this 846-nucleotide messenger RNA. RefSeq names its product CT20-domain-containing protein. Gene Ontology annotation, cellular component: NuA4 histone acetyltransferase complex; nucleus. Bases 1 to 846 code for a protein of 281 amino acids. Gene Ontology annotation, biological process: regulation of transcription by RNA polymerase II. NCBI's taxonomy places the organism in Eukaryota, Fungi, Ascomycota, Dothideomycetes, Pleosporales, Didymellaceae. The record is from RefSeq and is a predicted model, not a curated record. The transcript has 2 exons.
AUGCCGCCGCGAAAGAAGGCGAAAGCUAGCGCAGCUUCCACGCCGCUCGGUGAUGGCCAGCCCGGGACGCCGCAGGCCUCCAUCGCAUUGGCGCAGGAGGAGCUGCUCAACGACCCAUGGGAAGACGAGCAGGAAAUUCAGCUGCUCAAGAGCAUGAUGAAGUGGAAGCCGACUGGUCUGCACAAGCACUUCCGCAUGAUCUCGAUACACAACGACAUGACCUCCCACGGCUUCGCGACCGAGAAGGCCCCGCACACGCGCAUACGCGGCAUCUGGAAGAAGCUGGACCAGCUGUACGACCUCGAGACGCUCGAUGCACGUGAGAACGAGUUUGCUUUCCCCGAGGACGCAGCUGAGACCCUCCCCGGCUUCGAGCUCCCCGAGGACGAGUUCGGCGAGAUGAUGUGGCAGUCGCGCUUCCGUGGUUCUGAGUCGUCCGAGGCCUCAUCGCCGCCCAUGGUACCUAUCGAAGAUCAGAAAGCGCUGUACAUGCCAGGCCUAGGCUUGCUCAAAGACCUGCCGGACGGCGUCCAAUCGCGCAGGGAAGAGCGCGUGGCAGAGGCAACGCCGCCGCCGAAGAAGAGCACGAGAGCUAGCAGACCAGCCGUCAAGAGUGGGAAGGGUGCGAAAGCUGGAGCCGCCGCCGCCAAGAACAGUAAGGCCCAGUCUGCCGUAUCAGACUCUGAAGAAGAAGAAGAAGACGAAGAAGAAGAAGAGAACGAAGAAGAUGACGAUGAUGAAUCUAGCUCCGAGUCGGAAGGCGAAGAAGAAGAUAGCGCUCCUGCUACGCGGCGAACGAUUCGCACCAAAGCGAAGGCCGCGCCCAGGCGCACGAGGAAGCGAUGA